CGGUAUUAUAAGCUUGUCUGUAGAGGAUAAAGGUAAAUGAAAAAUACGUAGUAUAAUAUUCUCACAUAACACAUUUCAGAACUGUCUUUGUGUCUUGUAUCGCUGAUAUUAUUGUAGGUUAAUUUUUCAUUUUUGUUUAGUACAUGCUGUUGACCAUUGUAGGCAUCUAAUUUUUUUAAUAUACGUUUCAUAAUUCCUAUUAUUAAAUAUAAAUAUGUCGGCUCAACUAGAACAUGUGAAAUCGGCCGUAAAGGAUUCUCUGUAUGAUGAUUCUAAACCAUGGAGUAAAAUUUUUGCUUGGGCCGAAUUACAAACGGGAUUCAAUCGAUUAUAUAUAUUUAUUGGACUGGUGGUUUUCACUGUAUUCUACUUGGUAAUUGGUUAUGCGACAUUGCUGUUAAGUAAUGUUAUUAGUUUUUUGUACCCAGCAUAUGCAUCAAUUAAAGCAGUUGAAUCUCCUUCUAAAGAUGAUGAUACAAAAUGGUUAACAUACUGGGUUGUAUUUUCAUUUAGUACCAUCAUUGAGUUUCCAGCACAAGUUGUUUUGAAUUGGAUACCAUUUUAUUCAUUAAUUAAGACAAUAUUUUUCGUGUGGUGUUACAUACCAAUCCACAAUAAUGGUUCAGUGGUUGUGUACAACAAAUUUAUUCGACCAUACUUCUUACAACAUCAAGAUGAUAUUGAUCAAGCAGUAAAUAACAUAUCUAAAAAAGCUGCACAAGCUGCUGUCGACAAAUUAGUUGACAAGAAAAACUAAAUAAAGGAUAUGUUGGUUUGUUAAAUUAAUGUGUCAAUUCACUGUGCUACUAUUGUUAAAAGGAAAAUGGAAGGAUUAUUUAAAAUUAUACAUACAUUUCACUGUUCUACACUGCUGGUAUUAUUGUAGUUCUUAAAAAUAUGUUUUAAUAAGUACAUAAUAUAUAUUUUAUUGUUUUAUUUCCUAUACAAUAUAAUAAAGGUGUAUUUUUAAACUGUA
Adelges cooleyi (spruce gall adelgid) is the source of this 976-nucleotide messenger RNA. RefSeq names its product receptor expression-enhancing protein 5-like. Lineage: Eukaryota; Metazoa; Arthropoda; Insecta; Hemiptera; Adelgidae. The transcript is spliced from 5 exons. The record is from RefSeq and is a predicted model, not a curated record. The coding region runs from base 215 to 757 and encodes 180 amino acids.